GGCUGUCGGGUUCUUUGGGGUUUUGGCUGCGGCUGAUCGCUCCUGGGGGGGCUUGUCGAUAAAAGGGAGGUAGGGGAUGCUUGGAGCGCUGGGUCCACCAAAAAUGGGUGAGCAGAGAGAGCACAGGGGUUCUCCAGUAGUGAGAAAUGCUUGGUGUGCCCACUUCAGGCACACUGAGCAUGUCUGCCUUUAUUUGCCCCGUGUCUGCCUUUAUUUGCCCCGUGCCUGCCUUUAUUUGCCCCGUGCCUGCCUUCAUUUGCCCCGUGCCUGCCUUUAUUUGCCCCAUGUCUGCCUUUAUUUGCCCCAUGUCUGCCUUUAUUUGCCCCGUGCCUGCCUUUAUUUGCCCCGUGCCUGCCUUCAUUUGCCCCGUGCCUGCCUUCAUUUGCCCCGUGCCUGCCUUUAUUUGCCCCGUGUCUGCCUUUAUUUGCCCCGUGUCUGCCUUUAUUUGCCCCGUGUCUGCCUUCAUUUGCCCCGUGUCUGCCUUUAUUUGCCCCGUGUCUGCCUUUAUUUGCCCCGUGUCUGCCUUUAUUUGCCCCGUGCCUGCCUUCAUUUGCCCCGUGCCUGCCUUCAUUUGCCCCGUGCCUGCCUUUAUUUGCCCCGUGUCUGCCUUUAUUUGCCCCGUGUCUGCCUUUAUUUGCCCCGUGUCUGCCUUUAUUUGCCCCGUGCCUGCCUUCAUUUGCCCCGUGUCUGCCUUCAUUUGCCCCGUGCCUGCCUUUAUUUGCCCCGUGUCUGCCUUUAUUUGCCCCGUGUCUGCCUUUAUUUGCCCCGUAGCACCUUCUAUUCUAAAAGCCCACUGCCAGCACCCAGUGCUUUGUUGGGGUUUCCUUUCCCUGCACCACGUUUGGCCCAGUCUCUUCUCUCUGCAGGAUGCAUUUAUUCAUCAGCUUUCAUCUCCUGGUGGUGUGCAUUUAUUUCCUCUUGCCACGCCAUGCAUUGGUCAGGGUUUGCUCUUCCCGUGCCAUGUAUUUAUUGGGGUUUGCUCUCCUCUAUCAAGCUCUGUCUCUCCAUGCCAUGCAUUGAUUGGGGUUUGCUCUCCAUGACACACAGCUAUUGAGGUUUCCUCUCUUAAUGCCACGUACUUAUUGCAGUUACUGCUCAAAACCGUUCUUUCAUCAGGGCUUGCUCUCAAUGCCAUGCAUUUAUUAGGGUUUCCUCUCUCAAUGCCAUGUGUUCAUUGGGGUUGCCACUCAAAGCCACGCAUUUAUUAAGGUUUCCUCUUGACGACAUGCAUUUAUUGGGCUUGCAUCCUCCAUGCCAUGUACUGUGUUUCCCUCUUUCAGUGCUGUGCAUUGAUCUGGGUUUCUUUUCUCAAUACCAUCCGUGCAUUCGUUGGGGCUCGCUCUUGAUUACGUGCAAUUAUUGGGCUUUCCUCUCGCCAUGCCAUGAAUUCACCUGGCUUUGCUCUCCAUGCCCUGCAUCUCUGGGUGUUUCCCCCUUCCUCU
Molecule: messenger RNA, 1442 nt
Organism: Tympanuchus pallidicinctus (lesser prairie-chicken)
Lineage: Eukaryota; Metazoa; Chordata; Aves; Galliformes; Phasianidae
Exons: 2
Coding region: 77-1054 (325 amino acids)
Source: RefSeq, a predicted model, not a curated record